CGUGCGAGCUGAAUACGAAUAUUCAACACUCUUAUUUCAGCUUUGGCGACUAUAAAACAUCUCAAACAUGUGACACAUGUACAUUAUUGAGCCCAAUAAAUGACAUUUCGCAGCAGAAUGUGGCUCAUGUGGCUUUUAAUUGACAGCUAAGAUAGAUUAGAAGGACGCUCUCCAGGGCUGGCUCAUCAGGCUUCCCUCCCACUUGGCACAAAUGCCCCCAGUGCAACAGUGGCGGCCACUAUUGUUCCAAGCGACAGAAUCCCUGCGAGGCACGUACAAGCCAUUGGAUGACGCCUGCAUCGCGCCUGGAAAGUUGAGUCAAAUCUGUACCAGGUUUAUUCUUCUUGACACCGCGUCCACUCUAACGUGGCAGCUACUUGAAUCAUCCACAUGCAUCUACUCAUGAAGGGAUCCUCUUGAUGCACAGUCGAGUAGUGUUGCGUCCUCUGCCGACCAUGCAGCCUUCAGGAGACGAGUCACGCCGCCCAACCUUGCAAGCGAAGCAGGGGUUGGGAAUAUCAAGCCGAAGCCUGCACCAGUAGCAUUUUCAUGUCCCCGACAGCUUUGACAGCUUGAUGAUAUCGCUUCGGCUUCUACGCAAUAAGAGUGCUCCAAGCUGUGAUAGCAUGUCUGCAAGCGUCCAGACGCCCAAAGAUGUUAGCUACUAGUCCUAUCGCAACCAUUUUGGACCACCCUUGGGAAGCUCACCGCAUGGUUUGACGGAAGCGGAAUGGCCCUACCGUCCCGUCACGCCACGAUGCAUUGUACAUACAGUAGGGGUGCAUUCAGCAAGCAGAUCCCAACAGCAUCCACCUUGCUAGGUGCAAUUCUCGACCCGUCCAUUACCCCGGAAUGGCGCAGAAUCACAGAUGAGAGACGCACCAUGUACGGAACUAUCCCAGAUGGGCAUGCACCGGAGCAAGGCCUACAUAGACGCGCUUACAGGAUAUAAGACGCCUUUCCAUUCCCGAUCCAACAAUCCAGGUGAAGGGUAUUUGGUACCUGAUGGACUUGGAGAAUGCCAACCCCGUCUAUCUUGACAUUCAUCCGUUCCAUGAUAGAUCAUUCGACUCUUGAAAUUAGGCCUGGUAUGUCGAAGAUAUAGCAGAUGAAUGGCUGUUAUAAGUACAUCAAACGUGCCACGGAAGAUCUUGGCCUAGAAGACCUGGAAUACUCUUCAACGACGCAAUAUCGCUCAACCCGCCCCAUUUGGGUUCCAAUUCAGUCACUGCGGUACCAAAUCCUGCUGGCGCUACGCCGUCGGUCAGGACGAGAAAGCGCUGGCGAACCACGAAUGCUACAAGGACAGGAUGAGGAUACCGAGCAUCGUCUCACCGACGUCGUUAGAGGAACGAUCCCAUCUACACAAUCCCAUCCGUGCUCCUCGAGAGCCUCAAUGUGGAAUCUAUCACAAAGAUCCUGCAAUGUCACAGCUCUCGUUACAGACCGACCCAUACCAGACUUGCCCAGAAACGACCAUGUCAUAUGCCGAGAAGUAUUUCGCCCAUGUUGAUACCCCUGCAUUAUCGGUGUUGCCGAAAGAGACUUUCCUCGAAUGGAUGACACUAGACCAGCUCAAGAGACCUCGAGAUAACAUGGUGCUGUAUGCAAUUCUCGCUGUGGGAUCAGUCUUCGCCACCGGUUCUGCGGCAGCUGCGGAUCGGUCCGACUUCUCUAAUGUCAUUUCAUCUGAUACAGAAGCCCUCGACGGCUCUACGUUGCACUUUAUGCUGGUCAAACUGAUUCUCGCCAGCCUUCAACAUCUGCAAGGGGAUUACGACGAAGCAUCCGAACUAUACAUUUCCGUAUACAAGAUCGGUCAAAAGGAAUUUUUGGGGGGAUCCUCUGACCAAUACCAUGCCACACCUCCGUCAGCAUUUGGACUCGACCGAGGGAGAAUGAUAGAGUGUGCAAAGCGGGCUACAUGGCUCGCGGACAUCAUGUCAUGCCUGAGCUCGUGUCGAUCCCCAUACGUCCAGAAGAGGUCAAUGUGGGAAUUCCAAUACGCCCACCACUGGAACGUGCCUGUGACGUUGGACAGCAACACGAUGUCGUGGCCGGAUCUCAGUCGCAUCGCCACGGCAUUGAGAGAAGUAGCUGCCAUGGCGGGCACUCCACUGGCCCUCAGACAACACCGCACCCAAGUCGACUUCGACGCCACCAAGGCCCGCCUCGAUGCCUGUAGAGCCAUCUUUCGAGGCGAGCGUGGAGACCAAGCCGCCGGAUACGAAAUGCUCGCAGUCCAACAACUUGACAUCCUGUACUUCUUUGCCAUGGUUCUACUUUACCGACGAGCCUAUCCUCCGGGGUCUGAGCCCGAAGCCCUGGCCCACUACGCCGGCCAAACAUUCGUGUACGCUUGCAAGAUACUCGACGUCGCCCAGCAAUUGAGCAACUCCCAAAAUGAAAACGCCCCGGAAUUCACCAUGCUGAGUCCGUUCAUAGGUCUCGCAAUCUUCGAGGCCAUCGACGUCGUCACCGCCAGGGGAACAAUGUACGAUUUGCAGAGGGAGGCGAGCCGCGUCAUGUCCAUCAUGUCGACGGGCUUCGAAACCUUGGAGAAACUGUCCAGGUUUUCGCGCAGUGCCUGCGAGCAGCGUGACCUGGCUAAGCAGAGGAUGGUGGCUCUCCUGCGCGUGACCAUGAUCAAGCAGGAUGGGAACAAUGGCGGCUUCUACUUUUCAAAGUCCAUGCAGGUGUCCAGUAGCGAAUGGGAGCAGGAUGUCAUGUACUGUUGUCCCCUGAUGGAGUACUUCGAGGAGAUGAACUGGAGUUCUCUGAUCCAAUUGGACGGCGACUUUUUCUGUCUCGACGCAGAUGAGCAUGAUGAUCAGAUGAUGAAUGUGUCGCCUGGUUGGAGAAUGUGAAAAAUGGUUCUGGAGAAAGAAGACAUCAGGUAUAAUGAAAACGAGGCGUUGUCGUAGGCACUAAAAAGAAUGGAGCGAAAUGUCUGGCUUUUGGUUCAGGAUUAAUCACAUAUUGCACAUCGAAAGUUUUGAUAGUUGGUUCUUUUAUAAAUAACUACACUUGGUUCUCUG
Molecule: messenger RNA, 3038 nt
Organism: Exophiala oligosperma
Lineage: Eukaryota; Fungi; Ascomycota; Eurotiomycetes; Chaetothyriales; Herpotrichiellaceae
Exons: 1
Coding region: 1311-2867 (518 amino acids)
Cellular component (GO): nucleus
Source: RefSeq, a predicted model, not a curated record